Molecule: messenger RNA, 2734 nt
Organism: Stylophora pistillata
Lineage: Eukaryota; Metazoa; Cnidaria; Anthozoa; Scleractinia; Pocilloporidae
Source: RefSeq, a predicted model, not a curated record
AUGAUUUCCAAACAGCAUCAGCGUGCUCUGUUGUAUGCUGGACCUGAAGCAGAGGCCACGAAAGCCCCUCCUACGGAAAGCUUUGGAGAACCUCUUCCAGAAUGGCAUACAGCGAUACCGACCUGGGGUGUUGCUUGGAAAAUCUACCAAUACGGACUGGGUGCUGCAUUCGGAAUGCUUAUGAUUCUAACCACAGCCCUUAUUCUGGGAGCUCUGUCGUCAAACAGAAGUAGAAGACCCAAAAAGGCUUCUUUGAUAGUGUUAGUCUUGCUUUUUAUGUUUGGCUUGUCGCGCUGUUUAUAUCUGUUCAUUGAUGCAUACAGUACGAAACAAAUUUUGCCAAAAGCAGUUGUAAACUUGUUGUGGAGUUUAGGCAACCCUUGCAUCAUCACGGCCUAUACACUCAUAUUUUUGGUGUUGAAGAACAUAUUUGUGCUAAGAGAACGAUUCAUGGUGUGGUAUACAACAAAAAACACUUUAAUUAUUACAGUUCCCUAUUUUUCACUCCAGCUAGUUACUGAAGUAACUCUGCUCUAUGUACCGAAUAUGAACGCACUAACUUUUAUCUGCCAACUGGUUUAUGUGCUUCUCAGCUUAUUGCUCUCGUUCUUUUACUCCUUCAUCGUAUACCUACUUUGGAAAAAUUUCAGUGCGGCAAAUUUUCAAGGAAGAGUGGAAAAAAGUCUACAAAAUUUUGCGUGGACCGUUUCGAAAAGUAAUCCGCGCGGAAAACGAACUCGCUCCAUUCUUAAAACUUGCGUCGCGGCCGUUCUUGGAGGCGUUACACUCUGUGUACUUCAAAUUUACUCCAUGACUGGAGUCUACGGGGUUUUCUCGGACGCCAUUUAUGUUGAAGCCUGGCCUUGGUUGAUCUUCAAUUUUGCCACGAGAGUUUUGGAGUUGUUUCUCUCUUUCGUGUUAUUCAGUGCCGCUUGCACACAACCAACACAACGUCAACAAAGCCAAUCAUCUUCCGUAAGCUUGACGGCUUUAUACCAUAGGCGCCCACGACAAGAAACCAGGGUGAUUUCCGUCUCACCCAACGCGAUUGGCGUUACAGUUUCAAAAACGAAAGGAACUACUACAUUUUAAAAGUUUUUUUUAUCUGAAAAGCAGACCUGCGUCAAUGCUCUGGCACCGGAAGAUUAUAUUUGAGGGUCUCAAUGAGAUUUAAUGGGGUAGGAGAGCCUAAAAGUUUAGUUGUUAGGAGUAAAAGUUGACAAAUUGUAACCGUUCUUCGUAAAAAAAAUUGAGCGUAAAAUAUUUUCACAUCUACGAUGUGUCAUUUUGAAAGUGUCUUAGACUCUCUCUGUUAAGUGUGCUGUCAUGUAGCUAAUGUUAUUACGACAGUUAUAUAUUUUAUCUUGGCAUCGGAGACAUUUUAAAAUGAAAAUAUGAAAAUUAAUUGCUAACUUUUUAAAAUGGUCGAAAUUUAUAUUUGACAUUUCUGUCAGCCUUAAACGGAAAGAAAUUAAAUGUUAGCCGUAAAAUGGGCAAAAUUUGAACUGUUAACCGUAAAAGCCAUCACCCCAUUAAAACCCUCAAGAAAGCUAAAUGCAUGAACACAAAUGAAGAAAAACAAGAAUUUUUUUUUUUAAUCCUGUCUGGAUCUCUUUGUUUCGGCUGAAUACAACGGCCUUCUUAUACUUAAUUAAGAUUCUCACAGCUGAGAGAAAAUUCCGGAGAAGUUUUAAUAGAAAUAUACGAGAUUUCAUCAGGGAAAUUGGUUCGUGUGAACUCGAUGUUUUUACGGAUCAUGCAGUUAAAUUGGGAAUGUUUUUUGUAAUUUUUUUUUAGUACUGUUAUUAUUUUCAAUAUCGUAAUCUAUACUUUUUGAAGCGGCGUUUUUACCUUAUUUGUUUGGUAUAGGUAUAUUUUGCUAAGCUUUUUUCAAACUUUGAUCGAUCGUGACAACAAACACAAAAAUUUCCCACCACUGUUAAUUGCUGCAUUCAAGCUCAUUCAGAUUGAAAAUCACCAUCUUUUGCCAUAUUUGUAUCACAACAACAUUUAUUUCACAGUACGUCAUGACGGUAAAACUAACUCACAUAGCAUUAGACCUUGUAUAGUAAAAAUCAGUCAUGCACUCACCGCCAAUGUAAAAAUAUAUGUAUAUUCGACACUGUGAUUCUACCGUUUGAUUUCUAUUUUCAUCAGAGUCAUGUAGAUGGAGGCAUGAGUGAUUAGAUUAAAGCAGUUUGAUAACUGUACUGUUUACAUUUGGCGUUAAAUGAUGUUUGAUAUAGAGAGAAAUCGCUUAUCCGGUCCCACCGAGAUAACGAUAAACUGCGUCACGUUCACUGCAUGAAAUUAUCAACAGAGCACGUUUGACUAAAGUAAUGCAGAUAUUCAGGAUAGCCUUUACUUAUGGAUGUUUUUCGAAAAUUGCAACCGGGAUAAAAAAAAUCAUCAGGAAGAAAAAUAAUCUUAAGAGUACUGUUUCAAACUGGAUUUUCCAAUAUUGAACGCGUAUGAAAAUCAAAUAUAUAUUCCUCAAAGAAACUCAUUACACGAGAAAAACGAACCUCUGAGAUUGUUCAUAAAUCGCACUUUCUGUCGAUUGACCAGCGACGGAAUUGCUGAUAGGUACAUGAUAGGCCAUUAUAGUUUGUUCUAACCUAAUUUUUGGAAAAAUUUGGAAAAACGAGCAUAAUAUAGCUUGGGCUCUUUUUAUAAAAGUAGCUGCUAGCAUAAUCAGCAUAUAUUUAACUUUAAUAAAUGGAAUAUUACCAGA